Molecule: messenger RNA, 1472 nt
Organism: Musa acuminata AAA Group (dessert banana)
Lineage: Eukaryota; Viridiplantae; Streptophyta; Magnoliopsida; Zingiberales; Musaceae
Product: MDIS1-interacting receptor like kinase 2-like
Exons: 2
Coding region: 1-1368 (455 amino acids)
Biological process (GO): protein phosphorylation
Molecular function (GO): ATP binding; protein kinase activity; protein binding
Source: RefSeq, a predicted model, not a curated record
AUGCUUGACCUCAGUCAUAAUUCUCUCACAGGGACCAUCCCAAGUGACAUUGGCAGGCUUGAUAAGCUGGAAAACCUGAACCUCUCUCAUAAUGGACUUUCCGGUUCCCUUCCAUCGAGCUACAGUGACAUGCAAAGCUUGUUAACCUUUGAUGUGUCGUACAACAACUUGGAAGGGCCAAUUCCUGAGAAUCGAUUCUUGCAGAAUGCGCAGGUAGAAUGGUUUGAGCACAACAAAGGCUUGUGCGGCAAAGUGCUUCAUUUAUCUCCAUGUCCACAACCUGCAAGCCGCCAUGGUUCAAACAAGCGCCGCAAAAUAGUUCUUGCAAGUGUGCUUCCUCCAGUGGUGCUUCUUUUCCUCGUGAUUCUACUCGGAUUGAUCAUUACACUCCGCGUUCGACGGAAAAAUCUGAAGGAAAACAACACGGAAGCCUCCGCUAAGGAUCUACUUUCUGCAUUGGAUUUUGAUGGAAAGGUUCUGUAUGAUGAAAUCGUUGAAGCCACAGAAAACUUUGAUGAGAAGUACUGUAUUGGGGUGGGAGGAUACAGCAGUGUCUACAAAGCACAGAUCCGUACAGGCCAGGUAGUAGCUGUUAAGAAGCUUCAUUCUUUAGACGAUGAGAGAGGAUUCAGGAGUGAGAUUGAGGCCCUGACCAAGAUACGGCAUCGUAACAUCGUGAGAUUUUAUGGCUUCUGCUCUCAUGCUCGGUGCAUGUUUCUCAUCUAUGACUACAUUGAGAAGGGCAACUUAUCGACCAUUCUGAGCAGUGAAGAAGUAGCCACCGAACUGGACUGGAGUAAGAGAGUAUGCCUCAUCAAGGAUGUGGCCGAUGCUUUGUCCUACAUGCACCAUGAUUGCAGUCCGCCUGUCGUGCACCGAGACAAAUCGAGCAAGAACAUUCUGCUGGAUUCAGAGCUCAAGGCUCGUGUUGCAGACUUUGGCAUUGCAAGGUCAGUGAAUCCGGAUUCGUCGAAUUGGAGUGAGCAUGCAGGCACACCCGGAUACAUGGCACCAGAGCUUUCUUACACCAUGAAGAUCACCGAGAAGCAUGAUGUGUAUAGCUUUGGCGUGGUGAUUCUGGAAGUGCUGCAAGGGAGGCAUCCUGGGGAGCUCAUCUCCGCUUGGCCAUCAGAUGGUCAAAGUAUAUUGCUCAUGGAUCUACUGGACCAACGUAUCCCACUCCCAACACCGGAGGAAUCAAAUGCUGUGAUGUUGGCUGCAAAGCUUGCGCUACAAUGCAUCAGCAUCAGACCACAGUCUCGACCAAGCAUGCAACAUGUAUCUCAAGCACUUGAUGCUGGCAAGGUUGAAGCUACUCGGCAGCCUUUUCACACAGUUCAAUUGCAUCAGUUGAUGAGGUUCACAUGAAAUAAAGCAUUGGAAGAUUGCAAGCAUGACAGAACUUUGGCAUUUUUAUACUAGCAUAUAUAUGUAGAUUUUCUUCGCUUUGCAUGUAUAUCAUACAUUGUAAG